Vitis riparia (riverbank grape) is the source of this 1226-nucleotide messenger RNA. RefSeq names its product thylakoid lumenal 15 kDa protein 1, chloroplastic-like. The transcript is spliced from 8 exons. Gene Ontology annotation, cellular component: chloroplast thylakoid. The record is from RefSeq and is a predicted model, not a curated record. Lineage: Eukaryota; Viridiplantae; Streptophyta; Magnoliopsida; Vitales; Vitaceae. Bases 49 to 714 code for a protein of 221 amino acids.
AUCCAUGAUCCAUAUUGAGAUUUCGGGGUGGGAAAGAAGAAAUAGGAAAUGGCUCUCCUCCUCAACGUCUCCCUCUCUUCCAAACUCCCCACAUUCCCCAUUCCCAAACCACAUCUCUCUUUCCCCAAACCCCACCUCGACUCUUCUCUCUUCCACAACACCAACUCUGCUACGCCCCAGGGAAAUGGAAUCAACUUUGAUCAUCUUCACUUGUCCGUUACUAGGGGAAGCUUUGUUGCUCUUCUCUCGGCUUCUCUCUUCUUUGUCGAUCCCGCGCUCGCUUUCAAGGGAGGGGGUCCGUACGGCGCGGAAGUGACCAGAGGCCAGGAUCUCACCGGCAAGGAUUUCAGCGGGAAGAGUUUGAUCAAGCAAGACUUCAAAACGUCCAUACUCAGACAAGCCAAUUUUAAAGGUGCCAAUUUACUCGGCGCUAGUUUCUUUGAUGCUGAUUUAACAGGGGCUGAUCUUUCUGAUGCUGAUCUUAGAGGUGCAGAUUUUUCUUUGGCAAAUGUGACAAAGGCAAAUUUGAGCAAUGCUAAUCUGGAAGGUGCACUGGCUACAGGAAACACAUCUUUUCGUGGAUCAAUUAUAACAGGCGCAGACUUCACUGAUGUGCCUCUGAGAGAGGAUCAACGGGAAUACCUUUGUAAAGUUGCUGAUGGGGUGAAUCCAACAACAGGAAAUGCAACACGAGAAACACUGCUGUGCAAUUAGUAUUUAUAUUUCUCAAACACGUCACAGUAUUAUAACAGAGGGAAACCGGAUUGCUGCCAUGUACCAGUUGCAGUUUUCAUUUGAGAUGAGAUUGGUACCUGGUUUAUUGUGGUCACUGUACAUUAGGUAAUUAACGUCAUUUUCUUCUUCCAUUAAUUUAAAUCAAAUACCAUUCUGCUGCAGUGUAACACACCCCUUCUCUUUCAUUUUUGGCUGGGCCUUUAUGUUCAAUGUUUCUGAUACAACUGUAGCUGGAUCUAAUUACGUUUGCGAGGAUGCUUCACAGGUUCGAAGACUGUUCCUUGAUUCCUCAUUGUGCCAUAGCUCCCACGUCUUUGGUCAAUGGUUGAGAUCUUGGAAGCAUUUUGGGUCAAUAUCCUUUCCCUGGAAUAGUUUAGCUAGCGUGUAAAACUGGUGCUUCUUUGUUUUGCCUUUUUAUCUCUUGUUGAGUAACUUUUGGCUUAGAAGAGGAAUGCCCUGAAAUUUGAAUGGCAUUAGUCAUUGACUUUGAA